Bombus impatiens (common eastern bumble bee) is the source of this 1546-nucleotide messenger RNA. Its product is annotated as trichohyalin-like. The record is from RefSeq and is a predicted model, not a curated record. NCBI's taxonomy places the organism in Eukaryota, Metazoa, Arthropoda, Insecta, Hymenoptera, Apidae.
GAAGAGAAGAGGUUAGGAAGUCAGAAGCGCGGCAAAAAAAGUAAGGUAGGGAAACGACAGAUAGCGACAAAUAGAGGGAGAUCAAGGAACACGGGUAAAGCGGGAGAUAAGGCAGAUUUAAAAAAUACAUUGGAUAAAUACAGCUUGUCGGAAAAGGAGACACCAACCAGGGAAAAAGGAAUGGGGGUAAUGAUGGAAGAAAUGGAGAAAAUGGAAAGAGGAUUCGAGAAAAUGAUAAAGGAAAUAAAAAGUAUAUUCGAAAAGCAAGUGGAGGAAAUGAAGAGGGAAAUGAAAGAGGAAAGGGAAGGAAGGGAAAGAGAGAGAGAGAGAGAAAGAGCCAGAGAGAAAGAAGAGUGGAAAAGAGAAAAAAAGAUAUUGGGCAGAAUCAGAAGAAUCGAGAAGGAGAAGGACAGGGCAGAGAGAGAGAAAAGAAGAAGGAACAUAGUAAUCAAAGGAGUAGACUGGGACGAAGGAAGCAAUGAAGAGACAGUAAAGGAAUUCGUAAGAGAAAAAAGGAAAAUAGGGGCAGAAGUAGAAAGAACACAUAUGAUAAGGGUGGGGGGCAAAAACACAAUAAUAGUGGCGACGAUGAAAUCAAUGAAGGAAGAAAUAAGGAUAAUGAAGGAGAAAAGUAAAUUGGAAAAAGGGGUAUAUAUAGAUGACGAUCUGACAAGAAAAGAAAGGGAGGUACAGCAACAAGUAAGAAGGAUAGCCAGAGUAAGAAGAGAAAAGGGCGAAUAUGUAAGGAUAGGAUAUAAGAAACUAAAAAUAGAAAACAGAUGGUACAGAUGGAACGAAAAUGAAGAGAGGCUGGAGGAAGAAAGAAAGAGAGAGAGGAAAAAACGAAAAGAGGGGAAAGGGAGGACUACAAAGGGGAUGAAAAUGUGCUUCUGGAAUGUAGUAGGGUUAAUAAGUAAGGAUAAGGAGGUGUGGGAAUAUUUGAAGACAUUCGACUUGAUCGGACUCACGGAAACAUGGAUAGAGGAAGACAACUGGGAAAAACUAAAAUAUAGACUAUCCAAAGAAUUCGACUGGAAAUGCAGAGCAGCAAUGAGAGUAAGAAAAGAAGGAAGAGCAAAGGGGGGAAUAAUAACGGGUAUAAAUAAGGAACCGAGAGAAAUAGAAUACAAAGAAAUAAGUGAUAAUAUACUGGAAAAAGAAAUAGUAUACAAUAAUAAGACGUAUAGGGACAUGGAAAGAAAUGGAGGAAAGAGUAGACGGAAAAGAAGAGGAAGUGAUGAUCAUCGGCGGAGAAUGGAACGCAAGAACGGGAGAAGAGGGAGGGCCGAUAAACGAGGAUCUAGGGAAAGAAAAAAACAGGCGAUCAAAAGACAAGAAAAUGAACAUGAAAGGAAGAACUCUGCUAAAGUAUCUGGAAGAGGGAGACUGGAUGAUAAUCAAUGGAAGAGAUAAAGAAAGGGAGGAGUGGACAUAUAUUGGGGAGAGAGGAAACUCAGUAGUAGAUUAUGUGAUUGGCAAUCAGGAGGCGACAGAAGAAAUAAUCGACAUGAAAGUAGGAAAAAGAACAGAGUCGGGCCACAUGCCG